Messenger RNA from Manduca sexta (tobacco hornworm), 3212 nucleotides. It is a transcript of the gene Gmppb, whose product is annotated as mannose-1-phosphate guanyltransferase beta. The transcript is spliced from 6 exons. The coding region runs from base 218 to 1327 and encodes 369 amino acids. Gene Ontology annotation, biological process: cell wall mannoprotein biosynthetic process; GDP-mannose biosynthetic process. NCBI's taxonomy places the organism in Eukaryota, Metazoa, Arthropoda, Insecta, Lepidoptera, Sphingidae. Gene Ontology annotation, cellular component: cytoplasm. The record is from RefSeq and is a predicted model, not a curated record. Gene Ontology annotation, molecular function: mannose-1-phosphate guanylyltransferase (GTP) activity; GTP binding.
GACGUUGAAUUCUCUUUGUGACAUUAUUUUAUCUUUGGUUUUGUUAUGACGUGUAAUUUGUAUGAGUAAAUUAUUUAUUUUAUGCGGAAAUACCGCUUAGAAAUUUAUAUAAAUCACUUGUUAAACAUAGUAUUCCGUCUGUAAAACAACUAAGUCCAAUUUAGUUGCUGUUAAAAUAUUACUAUAUUUGAAGUUUUGAGUAAAUUAAUAAUUGAAAAUGUGUGGAUCUGAUAAGAAACUUGGUGAAAUCAGGGCGCUGAUCCUGGUUGGAGGCUAUGGGACUCGUUUAAGACCUUUGACACUGAGUAGACCGAAACCCCUUGUUGAAUUUGCAAAUAAACCGAUACUUAUGCAUCAAAUUGAGGCUCUCGUUGACGCCGGCGUUACUCAGGUGAUACUAGCUGUCUCAUACAGAGCUGAGGAUAUGGAGAAGGAGCUCACAGAACAAGUAUCCAAGCUAGGAGUGUCCCUCACAUUCUCCCAUGAGACCGAACCUCUUGGAACAGCUGGACCGCUUGCCCUGGCGCGGGAGCUGCUUAGCACAAGUCCAGAACCAUUCUUUGUGCUUAAUUCUGAUGUUAUAUGUGACUUCCCUUUUAAAGAGCUUGCAAAGUACCAUAGAAGCCAUGGGAAGGAGGGUACAAUAGUUGUAACAAAAGUAGAGGAGCCUUCGAAGUAUGGUGUUGUAGUUUAUAAUGAUGAAGGAGUCAUUGAGAGCUUUGUAGAGAAACCACAAGAGUUUAUAUCCAACAAAAUUAAUGCAGGAAUGUACAUACUAAAUCCUUCAGUGUUAAGCAGAAUAGAAUUACGGCCGAUGUCAAUAGAGAAAGAAGUGUUCCCCUUCAUGGCGGCAGACGGACAGCUGCACGCUAUGGAGUUACAAGGCUUCUGGAUGGAUGUCGGGCAGCCGAAGGACUUUUUAACAGGAAUGUGCCUCUAUUUAACCAGCCUGCGUCAGAAGAACUCGAAUAAGUUAUACGAUGGUGCUGGAGUGGUCGGGAACGUGCUGAUCGACCCCACAGCCACCAUCGGCAAGGGCUGUCGGAUAGGACCCAAUGUUACCAUCGGGCCCGGCGUCGUUAUUGAGGACGGCGCUUGUAUCAAACGCAGCACGAUCCUGCGCGGCGCAUGCGUCAGACAGCACGCGUGGCUCGACGGCUGCAUCGUCGGUUGGCGCUCCGUCGUCGGCCGGUGGGUCAGAAUGGAGAACUGCACUGUUCUAGGAGAAGACGUCAUCGUCAAGGACGAGCUGUACGUCAACGGGGGCCAGGUCCUACCACACAAGUCCAUAGCGCUGUCAGUGCCCGAGCCACAGAUUAUCAUGUAAAGCCUGCAUCACACAAGUUUCAUAGAUGUUGAAUACAUUGGACAGAGACAAUUUUUUUUAGUUUUUCACUAUUUUGUGAUAUGAAAAUACAGCAUUGAAUAAAUUAAUUUUUUUGCUGUGCAGUGUAUUCACAUGGGAUUAGUCAAUAUUAUUUUUACUUAAAUUUUUAUUAUAUUUUGGCUAAAAAGCCGAGUAGCACGCCAGUAAAUUGUGCAUAGGCUAUGGAUGUAAUUAUUGGACAGCUAUGUCUAGUACACAAACUACAAUUUGAAUUUUAAAUAUACCUAUUUUUAUUGGACAAUGUAUUAGUGAUUAAUACAUUAUGCUUAAAGUCAGAAUUUCUUGCCAUGAUUAGAACAUUUUUUUACAUGGCAAUAACUAUUGGUUUUAUAAAGAAAUUCGUAUUUAUUGUUUUGUAUUCACUAUUAUUACUCGACAUUAACGAAAUCACCGAUAAAUUAACGGUGGAAAGCAUGAUAUAAAAGAAGAAGAUUAGAAUAUUGAAAAACCGUCAAGUAAAGGUCAGCUCAAAGUAUGGACUGCUGGCAAAGAAAAUUUUCAUUCAAAUAAUAGAAAUUCACUUCCCAUAAUAUACAUACAGUUGAUAAUAAUAUCAAGAAAAUGUUUGUGUCGCGGCGUUAUUGAUUUAAAAAAAAACAGUCUUAUAUGAGAAGAUGAAUUUCAUAUAAUUUUUUGAAUAUUUUUGUCACUACUUCAUCUGUGCUGUUUCUACUUGAUUAAUGGUGCAAUGGAACUGUUCAGUAAAAUUUUAUCGCCAUGCGAUGUUUUAUAAUAAAAAUUAUAACGAAAUCUAUACACAAUCCCAACCAAUAUCUUCGGGUCGAUAGUGAAAAUAGACCUAUCGGAGUAGAGUUUUAUUUAUUUGAUACUUAACUACUAAAAAAACAAUAAGGUAAUUUACCAAUAUUGAUUUUAAAAAUAUUGUAUACAUAAAUACGAAAUAGAAGUUCUUUUGUUUAGUAAUUCGUAUUUAAAAUAUUGUAAUUUGCAAGAGUGGGCGUAUUGUGGAGAUAGCUCACAAACACUUUCGUGCGCAUCGUAAUUCCUGAUGAGGUCAUACUACGGUAUUGUCUCUGUUUCGUUAUUUGACAUUGAGCUGUCCCAUUGGAAUUGAAAGGUUUAUCUUGUUGAUUUUUUACCAACUUCAAUAGUGGUUUCUAGAAUGAUAAAACUAAAAGAAAAAUAUCAGUUAAGUAGCCUUUUGACUUGCAUGCGUACGGCUAAUGUAUUUGUAUUGGUUUGUUCCCGGGAUUAACAUGGAGAUAAAGAUUACGAUUUCCAGUUGGGACUGUUUAUUGUUUUUGGUUGAGAGGACUUAACAGUUCUGAAAUAUGACAAUUUCAAUUGGCAAUUUAGCUUGGCUUUAAUUAUAUUGGCUUAGUGUACUUUAUGUAGUAGCAUUUGUACAAAUAACUUUAUAUACAUAUAGAUUAGCAAUAACUAUUGAAAUAUAAGAGAAAUACAUGUAACCCAAAUAACCAUGCAGUUCCAUAUUUAUAAUUUACUAUUCUUAUAAAUAAAAAUAUUUUUUUAAUGUUAAGAAAUACAAUUUAUUUUUGUCCAUUAUAAAUGGUGCUUAAUUUUUAUUAUUUGAGUAUGGUUUUAUUUUAGUUUUGUGUUUUUUAGAUUAUAUCUUCAGAUGCGAAAAGGAUUCUAGAUAACAUUCCAUGUGCCCAGACUUUAAAAACUAUAUUGUAAGUACUAAAUGGUAAACCACUGCCAUUGUUCAACCAAAACAAUUAUUAUUAGAGUACAUAUUAAGGUCUUUUAUAUUUUAAUAAAACUGUAAAGCCUUUAGAAUUCAACAUGUUAAUAUGACACACACACAUAGAUUAAAUAAAAUAAAUAUUUAAGAAUUUUGAAA